AACAAUAUUCUCAGCAUUUGCUCUUCACUAGAUCUACUAGAUCAUCUGAGAGAUUCGACUGAAUCAAGAUGCUGCUGAUCAUUGAAGCUCUUCUGCUCAUUUUAGCUGCUCUAGGACAGGAUCACAGAGCUGCUGCUGUUUCAGAACAGAUAUUUCCACUGGAUAUGGCACCGAAUUCAGUUGAUGACCAAUAUAUCAGCUGUAAGGGGAAAAUGGCACAUCUGGUGAAGACAAAAUAUCUAGAGAAGGAAAUGAAAAACUCAGCUAAAUUCAAAUAUUAUUGGCAAAACAGUGAAAAGUUUGUCAAGUUUCCAAAAGAUCAUUUAACAAGGAAUCAUUUAGUCGCUCUUCAUGUGUACACCGGUAAAUAUAUAUAUCGUCAGUUUAACGAUGACACUCGUUACGGUAGAAAACAGUACAAACACAAGACAUUCUCAUGGUAUUCACUUCACUUUCUGUUAACGGAAGCGAUACAGAUUCUGAAGAAAACACAAAAUAAAUGCUAUUUAACGUAUCGUGGUACUACAGCUAAUUUUGAUAAGUAUGUUCUGAACAAAGAGAUUCGUUUCGGCUCAUUUACGUCUUCCUCUCUCAAUCUUAAAGUAACGCAAGGUUUUGGAACUAAAUCUUGUUUUGAAAUCAUAACUUGUGAAAGUGCUGAGCUGACAAAAUAUUCUCAGUAUCCUUACAUAAAAGAGGUGCUGAUUCCUCCAUAUGAGAAGUUUAGAGUCACUGCUGUCAGGACAAAACAAUAUUAUAAAGAUCUCUGGUGUGACACCGUUUUCACUUUGAAAAGCUCUGGAAGAACAAGUUACAUGAACUGUGCUCUGUUCAAGAAACAGUAAAAACAUGUGUUGCAUUGAAAAAAAGGUGUUCUGAAUUGACUUGAUUUAAUCAUCAGUUCCAUACAAAUUGAUAUCACUUUUUUUC
Messenger RNA from Sinocyclocheilus anshuiensis, 930 nucleotides. RefSeq names its product NAD(P)(+)--arginine ADP-ribosyltransferase 2-like. The transcript is spliced from 3 exons. Lineage: Eukaryota; Metazoa; Chordata; Actinopteri; Cypriniformes; Cyprinidae. The record is from RefSeq and is a predicted model, not a curated record. Gene Ontology annotation, molecular function: NAD+-protein-arginine ADP-ribosyltransferase activity; NAD+ poly-ADP-ribosyltransferase activity. Bases 69 to 845 code for a protein of 258 amino acids.